CGGUACUGCACAACUGUGAUCAUGGCUUUCAAGAUCUUCGCCGCCGCUUGCCUGCUGGCUGUUGCCGCUGCUGCCCCGCAGUACGCACCCAAGCCUUACGCCCCAGCCCCAGCUCCCUACGCACCUGCCCCCUACGCCCCCAAGCCCUACGCACCCAAGUACCCCGAGCCUGAGCCCGCCUACCCCAAGUACGCCUUCGAGUACGCCGUCCAUGACGACAGCACCUACGACAUCAAGAGCCAGAAGGAGGAGCGCGACGGAGACUACGUCAAGGGAGUCUACGAGCUGUACGAGCCCGACGGCACCAAGAGGAUCGUCACCUACGCCGACAACGGAUACGGUUUCGAGGCUGUUGUCACCAAGGAACCCGCCAAGGGCUACGCUCCCGCUCCAGCUUACGCCCCCAAGCCCGCUUACGCCCCAGCACCCGCCUACGCCCCAGCUCCUGCCUACCCCGCACCCAAGCCCUACGCUCCCGCACCAGCGUACCCUAAGCCCGCCUACCCCGCACCUGCGCCUUACAAGAAGUACUAAGGACUAUAGAAUAUUUAAAUUCUCCAUCUUCAUCUAUUUGUAAAUAUGACAUCUCAUUAGUUGUAUAUUUUUAUACCUGCCAAAUAAAAAGAGAAAACCUUAAAAUAUC
Messenger RNA from Macrosteles quadrilineatus (aster leafhopper), 643 nucleotides. RefSeq names its product cuticle protein 7-like. Lineage: Eukaryota; Metazoa; Arthropoda; Insecta; Hemiptera; Cicadellidae. Gene Ontology annotation, cellular component: extracellular matrix. Bases 22 to 534 code for a protein of 170 amino acids. The record is from RefSeq and is a predicted model, not a curated record. The transcript is spliced from 2 exons.